Scheffersomyces stipitis CBS 6054 is the source of this 2007-nucleotide messenger RNA. RefSeq lists its product as uncharacterized. The transcript has a single exon. The record is from RefSeq and is a predicted model, not a curated record. Gene Ontology annotation, biological process: nuclear envelope organization; lipid homeostasis. NCBI's taxonomy places the organism in Eukaryota, Fungi, Ascomycota, Pichiomycetes, Serinales, Debaryomycetaceae. Bases 214 to 1911 code for a protein of 565 amino acids. Gene Ontology annotation, cellular component: nuclear envelope; nuclear membrane.
AGAAGUCCUGUUAUAUCAGCAUUAGAGAUAUAGAGAUAUAGAGGAUCUAAUUGUACAAUAGACUUAGAAAAGAUACUUUGCAACUUUUGAUUUGGAUUUUUUAUUUCUGCAGAACGUUUUAUCUUAUCAACAUAAAAAUCGAUACAUUCACAUUCAGAUCAACAACUUCACUGAAAGUAUCAUUCUCAAUACAUCUACGGAUCAUAAUCUUCUAUGUCGUACAAAAGAUAUCCCGAUGGCAACGAUUUUGAUGGCACGUUUUUUCAGUCGCUUUCUCUAGAAGACACGGGACAUGCCACUGCCAACAUUUACAAUAGGCACUAUACAGCAGAAUACGACGAAGACUUGAUGGAGAUCGACUACGAACACGACAAAUCCGACUUCAAUCUUGACCAUGCGAACUUCACACCAGAGCCUAUCAGUUCAGGUGAUCCAGACAUAUUAACUCCCAUCAAUAAGCUAUCUCAUUUUGCAUCUACUCCGGCACAGUCUACGCCUAUAAAUGAAGAUAAAAACAGCAACGAGACGAUAUCUGACAAUAAAAGUGAAGAAUUACAAGAGCACGAAAAAGAAAUAGAAAAUGAAGACGCCGAUUUAGGUGAAGCCAAUUCUAGCAUAGUCAGUUCACUUCUUUCGCCCACGAUAUUAGGAGCUAGACUCGCCAUUAGACUGCCACGACUUCUAUUGCCACCACCUUCAAGGAAAGGAAGCGUUAGUUUUUCUGAUAUCGAUCACGAGUACGAUACAAGUUCUUUCAGAGACCACUCUGCUACUUUACCCAUCAGUAAAUUCGGAAACUAUAAGACACCUGAGCCAAUCAAUAGGCUCAGUAACCUUAACUUUAGAAACGUUAGUUCAUUUUCGCUGAAUUCCGAUCUCAGCACCUUCCUAGCUAGUAAAGACGAAAACGACGAUACUGAGGAAUAUAUCUACAAUCCACGUGAUGGGAAUUAUCUUAGUUUCAACAAUAAUCGUACAUUUGACAACUCGCUCAAUCGUUCGUACCUCUACAGACAAUCUUUCAACGGCCUAGCUGACCGGUCGGCCGCUUCUUUUAUAAAUAGAAGUCACAUGGACACUUCAGCAGUCCAAAUACACCACCAUCAUUACUAUUAUGGUGGCAAUGACGAUACAGCUAAUCGUACUAUAGGCAGUCCAGAGCAUACUGGUGCCCACACUCGUACAUUACAAUUAAGUGCUACCGGUGAACCUAAUCUUCCAUCGCCGUGGCAGUCAAAUAUCUCCCCAAUAGCCCGAGUACCAUAUUUGCUAGCUUCGUAUCUACAAUUGAUUAUUAAUUUGGUUGUUUCAGCUUAUACCAUCUACAUCCUCUACCAAGUUAUUUCUACUAUCAGAAGAGAUAUCAAUGUCAAAUUGGACCUACAUGCUAAAAAUAUCCUAAGCGAGAUACAAUCAUGUACAAGGCAGUACAAAGAAAAUGGAUGCGGGCCAGACACGGUGGGCCCCGAGUUGGAAGAAGUGUGUGCCAGUUUAGCCAAGUGCAUGAACCAAAGUCCUCACAAAGGUAGCGGUAACGCCUCGCUGAUCAGUGCCGAAACGAUCGGCUUGAUCAUCAAUUCGUUGGUUGAACCUCUUGGCUUGAAGGUGUUCCUCUUUCUCUUUGGAACCAUCGCUGCCUUGUUUGCUUGCAACUUUACCUUCGGCUACAUUCGUGCAAAGACCUACUAUGGCUGGAAUUCAGAAUUGAUUGCAAAUCCUGCACACGCCGCCAUUCCUGGUUCCACGCUGUCAGGAUUAGGAAGUACCGAGGAACAACUUUUCAGCCCUGGCAACGGAUCGCAAUUGGUAAACACACCAAAAAAUAAUGCCAAUAGCUUGGCUUAUACGGAUGGACGUCAAGGAGGUAGCGACAAUUCAGGCCGAGGUCUCUGGAAAAAGUUAACCUCCUGAGAGUCAAAAUCCGAGAUCAAUCUCUUGGAAAGGGAGUACGAAUAGAGAACUAAAUAGUAUACAAUAACGAUAAAUAGGAUUAUACGAAUUACGAAC